AAAAUAUAAAAGGAUUUUUUUUGAAUUGUACUGUUCAGUCCGCUACAUUACAAAACAAAAGAGUUCAUCUAAGAAAUUAUUAUAUCUGAUACUAUUAUACUGAAAAUGUUUAUGCUCUUCAUAAUUUCCUUCAUAAUCGUUCCGGUGCUUAAAUGUUGCGGCACAGAAACUUCAACUUACACAACUCAGUACGAUGAGGUCGAUAUAAAGGAAAUUAUGGGCAACGAACGCUUGUUGGUAGCUUAUAUCGGCUGCUUGCUAGACAAAAACCCCUGUACCCCGGAAGGAAAGGAAUUGAAGCGAAAUAUUCCGGAUGCUUUACAAAGCGACUGCAAUAAAUGUAGCGACAAACAACGGGAGAACGCCGACGCUUGGAUUGAAUUUAUGAUAGACAACCGUCCAGAAGAUUGGACAAAGCUUGAAGAAAGAUACAACCCAGACGGCAGCUACAGGACCAAAUAUUUAGAAAGCAAACACAACGCCACAAGCAAUGUCGAUGAAUCUAAAUAGGGAGUAAAAUAAAAAAAGAUAAAUGUAUAAUGGAAAUUUAAUUUUAUUCGUCAAGGGCUCUAAAUAAACUUAACUCGUAAAACAAUA
Molecule: messenger RNA, 597 nt
Organism: Bombyx mandarina (wild silkworm)
Lineage: Eukaryota; Metazoa; Arthropoda; Insecta; Lepidoptera; Bombycidae
Gene: CSP12
Product: chemosensory protein 12
Source: RefSeq, a predicted model, not a curated record